GUCAGUCGCCAGCUCGAGGCCAUGCAGCGUUGCAAGAUGGGGACCUGUAGCCUGCGGGCGCUCGCCGUGUUGCUGGCGGCGGCGCUGGUCGCCGUGGCGGCGGCGCAGCAGCAGUCCUCCACGCCCGCGCCGCCGCCGGCGCCGGCGCCCGCCCCCGGCGGCGGCCAGCUCGUCGUCGACGUGGUGUACAAGCCGGACGAGUGCAGCGCCAAGUCCAAGAAGGGCGACAUGAUGACGAUGCACUACGUGGGCACGCUGGACGACGGAACCGUCUUCGACUCCAGCGUGAAGAGGGACCAGCCGUUCUCGUUCCAGCUGGGAGUGGGGCAGGUGAUCAAGGGCUGGGACCAGGGCCUGCUGGACAUGUGCGUGGGCGAGAAGCGCAAGCUCACCAUCCCGCCGGAGCUGGGCUACGGCGACAGGGGCGCCGGCAGCGUCAUCCCCGGAGGUGCGACGCUGCACUUCGAGGUUGACCUGCUAACCAUCGGCGACUCUCCUCCCGUGGUCAAUGUGUUCAAAGAGAUUGAUGCGGACCAAGAUAAGUUGCUCUCCCGAGAAGAGGUGAGCGAGUACCUGAAGAAGCAGAUGGUCGCAGCGGAGACAGAGUCGCCCGGCGAGAACGACGAGAUCAGCCGAAUGAUUGAGGACCACGACAAGCUCGUGGAAGAAAUAUUCCAGCAUGAAGACAAGGACAAGAACGGCUUCAUCUCCCAUGAAGAGUUCUCAGGCCCUAAACAUGAUGAGCUUUGAGGCACACUUGUGAUGUUUCUAUUUUGUACACCAAACACGAACGUGAACAUAUCUUAAGCAUAUUUGGUGUUCUGUAAAUAAAGUUGUUAAUUUGUUCAAAUAUGACAGUGAAAGUGUUAAAAAAAUUUUCAAAAUAGGAACCAAAUUUUUUGGGUUGAAAAAAUGAUAGUCACAGGUACUGUAAUAUGAACUUUAUACUGGUUUGAAUUUUAUUUUCUUGCCAGUAUCAACAUAUGGUGAGUCAUAAUGAUACAUCAAGAGAGACUUUUUUUUAACUUUAUUAUAACUGGUGUGUUUAUGUGCUGUGUGUAUGGUUCAUUGUUAUAGAUUUUGCUAAAUUUUGUACUGGGUAUCGCAAGUUGCAUGGUAAAUAAAUUUUAUGAAUAUUUUUUUAAAAAUAAUUAGCAUUACAUAUGUGUGUAGUUUUCCUCAGUUUUUUUUAAAAUUCAACUCAUUAAGUUUGCAAAGCACUUUCAUUUACAAAUUCCUCAGUCUUCCUCGUGCUGGUCAUUAUCUAUGAGCAAGUUAUACUUUUUUCUGUUCUUUACAAUGUAGAUUUUGAACUUUAAAUUUUCAGAACAAUGCAGGCCUAUAGUUUAAUUUUUUUUAUAUAUAAAACUUGCUUUUGUCCACUGUUUGAAGCAAAUAUAUUGCAUGUAGGCACAAGUCCAUUUACUGAAAAAUUAUUUAAUUUUUUUUUUGUAAUUAUAAGUCCUAUACAUAAAGGGAUUCAAUUUAAAAAUAAUUUUUCAUGAGAAAAAUUGGUGCCCACCUGUUCAGUAUUAACCUUAUCUCACUUUGACAAUAUAUGAUUAUUUUAGCAUAUUACCAUUCCUUUAUUAUAUGAAUAAGUGUGAUGAUGGAAGUUUGGUUUAGAUAUCAUCUUUGAGAGUAACCUAAAUGUUUAUCCAGUGUUAGGAAAUACAGUAGCCUACAUAAAGCAUGGUUUUCAUUUUAGGGUGAUAAUAUGUGAAGAUGAUCUAAUUUAAAUGGAAUGAAAAUCUGCAUUGAGUUCGAAGUAUAAUCAGCAUUAUAAAAAGAUAUAUUUAUAUUAUUUGGGCCUAUUUUUGGUAGAUUUUUAUGAAUGUUGUUACAAUCAUAUUAAUGUUCAGGUAGUCAUAUUUAAAAUAGUGUAGGUAGCAUUAGGGCUUCUUAUGCUUUAUCUGAUUAAAUGAAUGGUAAAUGUGACGUAAUACACACUGUGAGUACUUAUAUUAUUAUGGUAAAACUCAAGCUGUAAAUUUAUCAGCUGUGUUUCAACUGGGAAACUUUUAAGAAUUUUGUCUGAUGAGUGCUGUUUUGUAGCUGAAAUAAAAAACAUGUUUUUUUAUUACAAAAAAUUACAGUGUGAAUAACACAAUUGACUAAUCUUGUAGACAAACAUAAAAAUUACCGCUAUACAGUAAUUAAUUCAGGAUAUUUUAUGCAGCAAACUUCAAUGCAUGAUCUUAAACAUUCCAAUCUCAUUAAAACUUCUUGUACAUAUAUAAAUAGGAACAUAACUGUUAAUGUGGGUGUCAGUAAUCAUUGAUUCUUUUUGAUGUACCGUACUUAAAUGUUAAAGUUUGACUGAUGGUUGAAUAAAAUAUAUAUUUUA
Messenger RNA from Bacillus rossius redtenbacheri, 2347 nucleotides. RefSeq names its product peptidyl-prolyl cis-trans isomerase FKBP14 (gene Fkbp14). The coding region runs from base 22 to 750 and encodes 242 amino acids. The transcript has 4 exons. Lineage: Eukaryota; Metazoa; Arthropoda; Insecta; Phasmatodea; Bacillidae. The record is from RefSeq and is a predicted model, not a curated record. Gene Ontology annotation, molecular function: peptidyl-prolyl cis-trans isomerase activity; calcium ion binding.